AUGCUGAAAGUCAUUGGCAACUUUGAGCCAUUUGGACUUUCAAGACUUAAAUGUAAUCCAUCAAUGAUCGAAACAAGAUUCUUUGAAGAUGGUAUUGAGGUUGAUUGGGCAAAGAAUGAAAUUAUUUGGUCAAAAAAUAGAUGCCUACUUCACCAUUUAACAAUGAGUGCAAAAGUCAAAGAAUCUAUCAUAUGUACAGUUGAUUCAGUUCGAUAUUUAGCUGUUUUAUAUGAAAGCGGCCUCACAUUAUUUUCUUUCUCAGGACAAUCUUAUAUGAUUCCACUUCCAUUCCCAAUAUCACAAAUAUUUACUCUUCACAGAUCAAUAUUGCUUGUUAGAGCUCAAACUUCAUCGUAUUUACAAGAACAAUAUUCCGAUUUUCCAAUUUUAUUCACUCUUUAUCAUCCACUCGAAGAAAUUCGUCCAGUUGCAUUCAAUGAUACUAUGAUAAAGAAGAUUAAACCCAAAUUUGCUACAAUAAUGUCUCCAUCUCCAAGAAAAACACCUCUUUCGUCUAUUCCUAAGACAGAAGAGACAUUAUGCUUCAUUACAGAUAGUGCGUUUACUCCAUUACAUGUAUCAAAUGAACGUGUUUACAUGGUUGCAAAAACUAAUGAAAUUGCAACUGUUUAUAAAUUCAUUGAACCGACAUCAAGUCGCGAACUUUUAUUCUCAUCACCACAUUUCAGGCGAUCGCCAUCAAUUUUCUCACCACCACGUCAAUACAAUGGCUUAAAUUCCCCAGGAACUCAAGCAAGAUCAGAGAUUCAAGCAACAUUAGAAGGAAUUCCACCAGAUCUUUUCAUAGAAUCAUUAUAUGACUUUGAAUUUAAGUCAGACACGAACUAUUCAUCGUUUUGCGAGAUUUCAGACGGUUCAAGAAAAUAUCUUAUUUUUGUUCAUGAAGGAUUCCUUGAUGCUAUUGAUAUUUCAUAUGUUGAUGGCUAUAAGACAAUGAGAUGGCUUGAAGAUGCCCAUCAAGUCCUAUCCUAUGACCAAUUAAUGUAUUUUGUUGUUCAUAACAAUGGAAAUCUUUCAUUAUUCGAAGAGAAUAGAAUGAUAGCUCACUUCGAUGUUAAAGAUGUCGUCAAUAUUGCAAGGCUUGGAAAAAGAUUUGUUUUAACAUUCCAAUCUGGUAAACAAAUCCUUGCAAAUAUCAAUAUUUCCAAUGACAAACUCAUUAAUUCUAUCCUAGAAAUUGCCCAUCUUUCUGUUUCUAAGGAAUAUUAUGCAACUUUUGUUCUUGCAUUAAGCGAAUGCGGCACUUUAACAAAUUCUGACUCAUUUUUCGACAGCAUAUUCAAUUUAUUGGUCAGUUUUGAGAAUGAUUCAGAACUUGUCAGCUUCUUCACAGCUUUGCAUUUGUUGUUUGAAGACAUGAAAAUCAGAAAAGGAACAGAGGAAAAUCGCAAAAAGAUAUUGACGUUUUUAAUCAAACUUGCAAAACAUUGCGGAAUGAUUAAUCAUUUAUUAUAUUACGCAAUGAACUCAGAAGAAGAAAUAGACAUCGAAGAUAUUAAUAAAGGAAACAGUUUCUCGAGUGAUGUUCAUGAUUUAAUGGGAUGGUGCAGCCAAUGCGUUUCAGGAAAGUCAUUGGUUGAAGUAUCAUCACCAUUCAGUUUAUCAGAGAAAGUAACUCAUGUUUUCGGAUCAAUUCAUUCCUCUGAAGAUGCGAAAACAAUUGUUGUUCUCAGCGAAAGAGAGAAACUCACUUUGAAACAAAUCAUGGAACUACAGCCAGCUCUUUCUAUUCCUUUACUUAGAAUAUUCCAUUUAACAAGAGAUUCUCCACCAGAAGAUUGGCCAAUAGCUGCUUAUAAAUUAAUAGGAAGAGAUGAUAUCGCGAAGUUAUUGGAAUACAUCAAAGAACCAUUCGAUAAUCUCAAUUCUCCACAAGCAAUUUUACCUGAUUUGAGGUUCCUCGAAGUAGAAAGAUUGUUACAAUCGCAUCUCCCAGUAACAAUUGAUGUUGAAAGACCAAAUGGAACAGAUGAUAUCGUUUACCAAUCAAUGAUGGUUUCUAAGUUAAGAAUAUUACUUGAGAAACAAUGGAGUUUGUCAAUAGGAAGAGGAAUGUUCAAUUUGAGAUCAGUAAAACCACUUCCUUCACAAAAAUUAGUUCCUGAAGAGUUAAACAAAGUCGGAUACACAACAAACGGAACCCAAAUUGUUGAUACAGAUGAUAAUGCACAACAACAAGCAGAAAACAUCACUGCAACUACUUGGGCUCAGUUUAAUAACGGCGUUUCUGAUGGUUUAACAGUUUCUGAUGCAAGCCACAGUUGGAUUGUUGACACAAUCAGUAAAGAAUACACUCCUUACAGUGCUGGAAUUCUUUAUGGAUUUGCUGUUAAUGGAUUGCUCAGAAAACUUUGGAAACUUGAUAUUUUCCAGUACUUGACAUCUCCUGAUAUCAAAGAAAUCAACGCAAUUGCUAUGGUUUUCGGACUUGGAAUUUCAUAUCGCGGAACAAGAGAUUUAGCAAUUUCUCAUAUGCUAACAAUGCAUAUCCCUGAACUCAGACAGUUCCAGCAAAGCGACUACGAAAUGAGUUCAUUGAUAAAGAGUGCCGCCAUCUUCGGAAUUGGUUUCUUAUUUGAAUGUUCUGCCAACAGACAUUUAACAGAAGUUUUUGCACAACUUCUUGAAAAAAGUGCGAUUUUUGAUUUGGCAACACUUCCAUUGUCAUUAGGAGCAGCAAUUGGUCUUAUCUCUCUCGGAAUGGGCGAUAAAUCUCCUGUUCUCAAAGAGACAAGAGAAAGAUUAUGCAUCAUAUUGGAAGGAAGCAAAACAGCUGAUGUAAGUAAUGAAAAAAUUGCUACAUUUGGUAAUUCUGAUUUCUUUUCAAUCGCUCCAGCUGCAAUCUUCGUUCUUGCUUUAGGAUACAUGAGAACUGAUCACAAGAGAGUCCAAAAUGCCUUGAAUUUACCAGCAGAUUCGAAUUUCAUCAAUAAGAUGAUUCCUGAUGUUGUUUUGAUGAGAACUUGCGCAUCUUUGUUGAUUGAUUCUGAUCCAUACACAGCAAUUAACUUUAUUGUUCCUGAAGGAUUAGAACCAGAUAUUUUGGCAUCAUUAGUUACUGGUUUCUCAAUUGCAUGCGGAAUUAAAUUUGCAGGAACAAUGAAUUCCAAAGCUUAUGAGAGAUUAAUGACAAUUGCUAAAUGUUUGGCUCUUUUCAACAAAGCACCAUUUGAUUUCACAGAUUGCACGGCAAUGCACAGAGAAGUUUGCUUAGUAACUGUUGUUCUCGCGAUGUCUUACAUCAUUGCAGGAACAUGUGAUGCAAACUUCUUAAGAUUCGUCAGAUUGAUCAGAAGAAGACCAUGUAUGACAAGCCAACCUUUGUUUGUCAGUGGUCAACAAGCUUUCCUUUCAAUGGCUGUUGGAACAUUGAACUUAGGAAAAGGAAGAUUCACUCUUAGCCGUUCCAACUCUGCAAGUGCAAUGCUAUUAUUGGCAAGUUAUCCAAGAAUUGCUAAAUCUUGCGGCGACAAUGAAUAUUCAUUGCAAACAAUGCGUCAUUUAGUUAAUUCUGCAGCUGUUCCAAGAGUUUUGGAAGUAAGAGAUGUAGAUAAUGAUGAAAUUGUCAAUAUGAAGAUAUUAUUGACAUUAAAAGAUGGUGAACCAAUAAAGAUUCACACUCCUCAUGUUCUUCCACCAUUCGAAGACAUUAUUUCUUUGCAGAUUGAAGACGAAAACUAUUACAAAAUCAAUAUAUCAACGAUGCCAUUUAAAGAUGAAGAAACAAGACCAAUAUUAUGGGUCAAAAAGAGAGAGAAUACAGAAAUUAAAGAAGAAUAUGAUGUGGAAAAUCUCAGAGCAAUUUUCAAGAUGAAAUUGAAUCCAAUCUUCCAAUAUAAUACAUCAGAAAAAGAAGAAAUGCUUAAACUGAACAAUGAAUUAGAAUGGGAUGAUCAUUCAGAUACUAUUGUCCAGUUCUUUAAAGAAACAGAUCCGGCAAAAAGAUUGAAGAUUUUGCAUGAUACAAAAUGCGUAACAACAUUUUUGCAGUUUUAUGGAAUAUCUCCUUCAACAUCAUUAUCAGAUAUCGGUAUAAUAGAUGAUGAUGCUCUGGCAUUCUUAAUACCACAUUUAUCUCCAGAAGAAAUUUCUCAGGCUAUAUAA
Molecule: messenger RNA, 4125 nt
Organism: Trichomonas vaginalis G3
Lineage: Eukaryota; Parabasalia; Trichomonadida; Trichomonadidae
Product: meiotic checkpoint regulator TSG24 family member family
Exons: 1
Coding region: 1-4125 (1374 amino acids)
Biological process (GO): anaphase-promoting complex-dependent catabolic process; protein K11-linked ubiquitination; metaphase/anaphase transition of mitotic cell cycle
Cellular component (GO): anaphase-promoting complex
Molecular function (GO): molecular adaptor activity
Source: RefSeq, a predicted model, not a curated record